Molecule: messenger RNA, 1211 nt
Organism: Spinacia oleracea (spinach)
Lineage: Eukaryota; Viridiplantae; Streptophyta; Magnoliopsida; Caryophyllales; Amaranthaceae
Product: abscisic acid receptor PYL9
Exons: 3
Coding region: 274-783 (169 amino acids)
Biological process (GO): abscisic acid-activated signaling pathway
Cellular component (GO): nucleus; cytoplasm
Molecular function (GO): abscisic acid binding; protein phosphatase inhibitor activity; signaling receptor activity
Source: RefSeq, a predicted model, not a curated record
UCAAGAACAACUGCUGGUCCGUUACAUACUCAAAUAUGACCACCAUGUCAAUUUAGUCUUCUCCUUCCUCCUCACCCGAAACAACCACAAAAAAUUAAUGGUCAGAAAAUGACCCUUGUGAGUAUAAACAAAACUUCACACCACAAGAAGAAGUGAUCAAGUUUAUGAAUUAAAGUGUGUUUUUUGUUUUUGUUUUCCUUCCUAUUUUAAUUUCAAAAUUCCAAGAAAGAGAGGCAAAAAUCAAUUUUUGUUUAAUCCAGAAAUUGUGCAGUAAUGGAGUCUGUGUACGUUUCAAGACACCACAAUCACCAAAUUGGAGCUAAUCAGUGUUCUUCUGCUCUUACUCAACACAUCAAAGCUCCGGUUGACCUUGUAUGGUCUUUGGUCCGAAGAUUUGAUGAACCUCAGAAGUAUAAGCCAUUUAUUAGCCGGUGUACUGCGAGUAAGGAGCUUAAGAUUGGGAGUGUAAGAGAAGUGAAUGUUAGAUCAGGUCUUCCUGCCACAACUAGCACUGAAAGAUUGGAGCUUCUUGAUGAUGAUGAGCAUAUUCUCAGCGUCAGAAUUGUCGAUGGUGAUCACAGGCUAAGGAAUUACUCCUCAAUCAUCACAGUUCACCCUGAGAUAAUCGAUGGGAAGAUGGGGACAUUAGUCGUAGAGUCGUUUGUAGUGGAUGUGCCAGAUGGGAACACUAGAGAAGAAACAUGCUACUUUAUUGAGGCUUUAAUCAACUGCAACCUGAAAUCAUUAGCUGAUGUUUCUGAGAGGAUGGCAAACGCUUGUUAGCUGGCACAGGGGAACUCUUCUCUUUUAAGGCUAAUAAUAGUACAAAUAUAUCGUGUUCGUUUGCUCGAAAUUGAUCCUUGAAGCUUUGAGGAGAAUGUCAUAGUCAAUUGUUUGCAUCCAUUUUUCACCAUGCUUUUGAUGCAGGAGUUGUAGCCUCCCAGGUUUCAUGAUCACUUUUAUUUUAUGUAAAGCUUGUUUUUAAAGCAAUCCUUGAUAGAACCUUUGCCUGUAUAUUUAAGUCUUUUCCAAAUGUUGUAGCUGUACAUAGUGCCAUACUGGAUGUGUGGUACGACCCGUUUGGUACUCGGUCAUAAACAACAAAUGGGACGUAGUUGUACUACUCUUUCAAGAGUGAUAUAUGUAGAGGCAAGUGUGAAUGUACCUUUAAAUUAUGGGGAAAAAAACAAAAUUGAAGUUUGUUUGUGUAA